AUCACCAUUUUCACACACACACUCCCACUCACUCACACUUGUCUCUCUAUCUGUUUCUUUCCACCCACCUUCCUUCCCUCCCAUUUCCUUUACUUUCUUUUCCUUUCCCCGUGUCUCUUGUCUCUCUUAAUAUAACCCCCAACCCCAAUUAUUACACUACUACUUUCUUCUUCUUCUUCUUCUCUUACAAGAUUCAUCUUUUUUUCAAAACCAUAACCCGUGACUGUGAUUGUGUGUACUAUUUCACUUUCUACCAUCUGUCAUUUUCUUACUCUUUUUUUCUUUUUGGAUACACUUUCUUACUCAUUUUCCUCGAACCUUCCUUCUUUCCUUUCUUUUUCUUCAUAUAUAUAUAUAUCCAUUUCACUGUUUCCUUUCUCUCCAAUCGCUUCUUCUCUUUGGAAGGUAGUCAGUAAAAUUCAUAAGGCCAAUUCUUCAGUCAUGAGUACUACUCAGCAAGAGAAGUUUGUUAGGUUUCGGGCUUCUGAUUCAGAUAUUUCUGCAAGAAAUAUUGCUGCAUUUAAGACAACAGAGUCGGGGAGAUUUAGAAGUACAUUAAAUUCAUUUUCGGAAAUGUUUCAAAGAGGACUGGAAUCUGGUUCUGAGAGGAUAAAGAAGUUCAGAACAACAUUCGACUCUAUUCACUAUGACAAUGCUCUUUCCAGAAACUUUGGUUCUAAAAGGAAAAUCCUCGAUCCACAAGGUCCAUUCCUUCAACAGUGGAACAAGAUAUUCGUCUUGUUAUGUGUUAUUGCCGUAUCAUUGGAUCCUUUGUUCUUCUAUGUACCUGUGAUUGACGGCGAAAAUAAAUGUCUUUCAUUGGACAGAGGGAUGGAGAUUACAGCCACAUUUUUGAGAACUUUCUCUGAUGCUUUUUACAUCAUCCACAUGAUUUUCCAGUUUCGUACUGGAUUCAUUGCUCCUUCUUCUCGAGUAUUUGGAAGAGGUGUUUUGGUCGAAGAUUCUUGGAUCAUUGCUAAGAGAUAUCUGUCAUCAUAUUUCUUAGUUGACAUUCUUGCAAUUCUUCCCCUCCCACAGGUGGUGAUUCUAGUUAUCAUCCCGAAGAUGAGUGGUUUUGAAUCACUCAAUACAAAGAACAUGCUGAAAAUUGUUGUUUUCUUCCAAUAUGUGCCUCGGCUAUUACGAAUACUUCCAUUAUAUAAAGAAGUUACAAGAACAUCUGGUAUUCUCACUGAAACAGCUUGGGCGGGAGCUGCAUUCAAUCUGUUUCUUUACAUGCUUGCAAGUCAUGUCCUUGGUGCCUUUUGGUACUUGUUUUCUAUAGAACGAGAAACCACAUGCUGGCAAAAAGCCUGUCGAGGUAAUAUCAUGUGUAACAAAGCAGAUAUGUAUUGUAAUGAUCGAGGAGGGUUUAAGUCAAUUUUGAAAUUCUUGAAUGAUUCUUGCCCAAUACUGGAGGAAGAUAAAAAUAAAUUUGAUUUCGGGAUUUUCCUUGAUGCCCUUCAAUCCGGUGUUGUGGAGUCAAGAGAUUUUACCGAAAAACUCUUCUACUGUUUUUGGUGGGGCCUAAAAAAUUUAAGUUCUCUUGGCCAGAACCUGGCAACGAGUACCGAUUUUUGGGAAAUCAAUUUCGCAGUUUUCAUUUCCAUAGCUGGUUUGGUUUUAUUUUCGUUCCUCAUUGGAAAUAUGCAGACAUAUUUACAGUCAACAACGACAAGAUUGGAGGAAAUGAGAGUAAAAAGGAGGGAUGCCGAACAGUGGAUGUCUCAUCGGUUGCUUCCUGACAGCCUGAGAGAGCGAAUCAGGCGGUAUGAUCAGUACAAAUGGCAAGAAACCAGAGGUGUAGAUGAAGACAGUUUAAUUCAUGAUCUUCCCAAAGAUUUAAGAAGGGACAUUAAGCGUCAUCUUUGCUUAGAUUUGCUGAUGAGGGUGCCAAUGUUUGAGAAAAUGGAUGGACAACUUUUGGACGCAAUGUGUGACCGUCUCAAACCAAUACUUUACACCGAACAAAGCUACGUUGUUCGGGAAGGAGACCCUGUCGAUGAGAUGCUCUUCAUAAUGCGAGGCAAGCUAUUGACCAUAACAACUAACGGCGGAAGAACCGGCUUCUUCAACUCCGAGUUCUUAAAAGCUGGCGACUUCUGUGGAGAGGAGCUUCUGACAUGGGCCUUAGAUCCUCAUUCCUCAUCCAACCUUCCUAUCUCCACUAGGACGGUCCAAACCAUCGUAGAAGUCGAAGCCUUUGCCCUAAAAGCCGACGAUCUGAAGUUUGUGGCAUCUCAGUUCCGACGCCUUCACAGCAAACAGCUACGCCACACUUUCAGAUUCUACUCGCAACAAUGGCGCACAUGGGCUGCGUGCUUUAUACAAGCUGCAUGGCGGCGCUAUAGCAAGAAGAAGCUUGAAGAGUCUCUUGUUGAAGAAGAGAACAGGCUGAAAGAUGCAUUGGCAAAGGCUAGUGGUAGCUCAGCAAGUCUAGGUGCUACCAUAUAUGCUUCAAGGUUUGCUGCAAAUGCACUCAGAUUAUUGCGACGUAGUGGCACCGCAAGGAAGACAAGGAUGUCGGAGAGAAUACCUGCUAUGUUACUUCAGAAGCCUGAAGAACCUGACUUUACCGAAGAACAAUAGUAUAUAGUUAAUGUGGUUGGAUAUGUCUGGUUUAUUGAUUUGGAAAGGUGAACAUGCAAUGAAAUUUCUGUAGAAUAUGGUGUCCAUAUUAAGUAUUUAGUUGUUUAUGUAAAUAUAUAUAAAUUAUUGUUAUUAAA
Messenger RNA from Trifolium pratense (red clover), 2726 nucleotides. RefSeq names its product cyclic nucleotide-gated ion channel 1-like. Gene Ontology annotation, cellular component: membrane. The record is from RefSeq and is a predicted model, not a curated record. Gene Ontology annotation, molecular function: monoatomic ion channel activity. Gene Ontology annotation, biological process: transmembrane transport; monoatomic ion transport. The coding region runs from base 442 to 2589 and encodes 715 amino acids. The transcript is spliced from 8 exons. NCBI's taxonomy places the organism in Eukaryota, Viridiplantae, Streptophyta, Magnoliopsida, Fabales, Fabaceae.